Bactrocera dorsalis (oriental fruit fly) is the source of this 2500-nucleotide messenger RNA. Its product is annotated as proton-coupled amino acid transporter-like protein CG1139. Lineage: Eukaryota; Metazoa; Arthropoda; Insecta; Diptera; Tephritidae. Gene Ontology annotation, cellular component: vacuolar membrane. Gene Ontology annotation, biological process: amino acid transmembrane transport. The coding region runs from base 780 to 2315 and encodes 511 amino acids. Gene Ontology annotation, molecular function: amino acid transmembrane transporter activity. The transcript has 6 exons. The record is from RefSeq and is a predicted model, not a curated record.
CUGAACUCCGAUUGCCGCGGCGGGUUGUGUUCGUUCGUCGAAAUGGCAAUGUUGGCAUUCUUGCUUUGAAUGUCAAACAGUGCGGUUGUCUCUUUUCGGUACUUGUAAAUUUACACCAGCAAAGCCAGACAAGACAUACAUAAAUUGGAAUUCAUACUUUCAAUAAGCAUAAAUACCCAAAAUUCAUUUAAAGUAAUCUCAAACGUAACGGCAAAUUGAUAUUUUUACGAAAUUGCAAUUGCGAAGCUAAAAUAUACAAAAUUCACUCAAAAAAAAACAUUAAAAUUUUUUUCGAGCAAUUUUGUAGCUUAGUACUUAAAAACGCAUUACCGUUGCGUUACUGCUAUGAAAUUUACUUCUAAUAUAACGUAAUUUAAAACGGAAUUUUGUAACUAAACAAAGACUGUUCGAAUCGUAUAACGAUAGCAUACUUAGUAAGCGCGCUUAGUAUAGUUAGUUUGGAAGUUUCUGGAACACAGUUUGAGAAGCAUUUGAAAACGUUGUAAAGUCGUGCGGUCGUGUGUUUUUGAAACUCUGCUUUUAUGUACUUAAGUCAACACGCACAAACGGAGUUAAGGCACACACACACACACACAUUUAAGGCUCGUGAUUAUACGAAAGCAAAAGAGAGUAUAACAAAUAGCAAAAAAGCAGAAACGAAGUCGCUUCACCACUUGUGCAACAAAAACAACAGCCCAAGGUCAUUGCAGAAUCUCGAGACGUAAGCUUUUCGGAUAUAAUUUAAGUUUCGCGGGAUCGUGUAACGAGAAGUCGAGAUCAUGAGUUUCCACAAGAGUGACUCACGCACGCCGCUGGCGCCCACGUCAUAUACCAAAAUCCCGACAGUAUCGGCGAGCUAUGACAACGAGACGCACACCGGUUCGAGGAGUAGCGCGAUCAACUCGAGUCAACCAAAAUUCAUACGUCCGGAUAUGGUUGAUGUGCCGGCACAACAGGCCGCCGGAUCCACGUUGCCAUUGGUGUUGACGCGUAAAAAAGGCGAUGAGGAGGAUGUCAAUUAUAAUCCGUUCGAGCACCGGAAAGUCGAUCACCCGACCUCCGAUAUGGAGACCUUCGUGCAUCUGCUGAAGGGCUCACUCGGCUCCGGUAUACUUGCCAUGCCGAUGGCCUUCAUGAACGCUGGUCUGUGGUUGGGUUUAGUCGCCACCUUUGCGGUGGGCACACUUUGCACUUACUGUGUGCAUAUACUCGUCAAAUGCGCGCACAUCCUCUGCCGGCGGCGUAAGAUACCGAUGAUGGGUUUCGCCGAUGUGGCCGAACAAGCCUUCCUCGACGGACCGCCCGGCUUGAAUCGCUGGUCUCGUUUCAUCCGUUUCAUGGUAAAUGUCUUCCUUGUCAUCGAUUUGAUUGGCUGUUGCUGCAUUUAUCUGGUGUUCGUCGGCACAAAUGUCAAGGCGGUACUGGAUGAAUAUAUGGACGAACCAUUGAAUAUACGCGUAUGGAUUGUGAUCGUUACCUGCCCAUUGUUGGUAAUGUGCCUGGUGCGCAAUCUGAAGUAUCUCACACCCUUCUCGAUGAUCGCCAAUAUUUUGAUGUUUGUCGGCAUUGUGAUUACAUUCUAUUAUGUAUUCGAUGAUUUGCCUGCACCAUCGGAACGCGAGGGCAUUGUGAAUGUCGUGCAGUGGCCACUCUUCUUCGGCACUGUCAUCUUCGCUUUGGAAGGUAUUGGUGUAGUUAUGUCGUUGGAGAACGACAUGAAGAACCCUACACAUUUUAUUGGCUGUCCAUCGGUGUUGAACUUCGGUAUGGGUGUUGUGAUUUCGCUGUACACUUUGGUGGGAUUCUUUGGUUACUUGAAGUAUGGUUCGAAGACCGAAGGGAGCAUUACGUUGAACUUGCCGGCAGAAGACAAGUUGGCUCAGUCUGUCAAGCUUAUGAUUGCCAUAGCGAUCUUCUUCACAUUUACGCUGCAGUUCUAUGUGCCGGUGAGCAUCAUUUGGAAGGGCAUUUCGCACAAGAUCUCCGAGGAGCGCAAAAAUAUUAGCGAAUACGCGCUGCGUAUUGCUUUGGUGGUCCUUUGUGGUGCCAUUGCCGUUGCGUUACCCAAUUUGGGUCCCUUCAUCUCACUCAUUGGCGCUGUGUGCCUGAGUACGCUCGGCAUGAUCAUACCAUCGGUCAUCGAAUUGGCUGUGUACCAUGAGGAUCCCGGCUAUGGCCGCUUCAAGUGGCGUCUAUGGAAAGAUAUCGGACUGAUUCUCUUCGGCAUAGUGGGCUUCGUAACCGGCUUAUACGUAAGCAUACUCGAGUUCCAUGCCGAAUUCAGUGGUGGCCAUAUUGGUGAAAAUGCCUCAUAAUUGAAGCAUUCGUGAGUGACCUGCAGUAUCACAAAGUAACAAAAACAAAAACAUAAAAAAAAUAUAAAUUUAAUUAUGCAAGAUAAUAAUAAUCUAAUAUACAUACAUAUAUAUAUAUACAUAAAUACAUAUGCAUAUAGCAUUAGUGAUGUAGUUUAGUAGGAAACGUAAAACAAAAACACAAA